AUGGCAUGGCUUGAAUGCCCCGCGGCCGUCACCCCCUCAACCUUGGAUGCCUGCCCCCCGGUGUGUGCUGCAGCGGCUUGCUUGCUUGCUUGCUUGCCCGCGGCUGUUACUGCCGCGGGCUCUGCUUGUUCGCUGUUACCUCCGCUGACACUCCGCACUGCACUUUGGCUAUCGAGUGCCUACCUCGCUCGACUCAUUGUCGUCGAUUGGGCUUCAGGUAGCUUUGUUAUCGCGGCCCUUGGUUGGUUGGUUUCUUACCUGGUACCUGAAGAUGCUGAGGCGCUAUCUCAUUCUUUUCGGACCAGAGCUCCCGCCAUUGCCCGCGUGUUUCCCAACACGUCGGUUCCCUGCUGGCACAUCCGUCACUCAGGGCAGUGA
Molecule: messenger RNA, 378 nt
Organism: Colletotrichum lupini
Lineage: Eukaryota; Fungi; Ascomycota; Sordariomycetes; Glomerellales; Glomerellaceae
Exons: 2
Coding region: 1-378 (125 amino acids)
Source: RefSeq, a predicted model, not a curated record